This is a messenger RNA of Penaeus indicus, 2114 nucleotides long. RefSeq lists its product as uncharacterized. Lineage: Eukaryota; Metazoa; Arthropoda; Malacostraca; Decapoda; Penaeidae. Gene Ontology annotation, molecular function: zinc ion binding; nucleic acid binding. Bases 105 to 1175 code for a protein of 356 amino acids. The transcript has 2 exons. The record is from RefSeq and is a predicted model, not a curated record.
CCUAAAUACAUAGAGUUAAGCGCAUCAACUCUGUGUUUUACUGAUCCCCACAACGAGUCAUAUAUGCAUUGACAAGUCAAACUGGCUUUAUACACGCAGGGAAGAUGAAUUCUUCUACCAUAUCAACAGGUUAUGGGCCCAGAUACAAGCCAUUUGAUGGUAAUGCGGAUAAUUAUGACUUGUGGGAAGAAAAUUUUCACGGUGUGUUGUAUGUUAUGAAACUACAUCACGCAUUUGAUAGGUAUGCUUCAGAACGCCCAGAUGGUUAUAAUCUGGAAGAUGCCAAAAAGACAAUCUACAGUUAUUUGACAGGUUAUCUUGACAUAACGUCACUUGGCAUGAUAAAACGUGAAGCAAGAGAUGAUGGCGUGAAAGCUUUGGCAGUGCUACGAAAGUAUUACAUGAGAGAAACAAACCACAGAUUGAAUGCCUUAUGGAGGACAUUUAUAAACAAAAGACUUGAAGAAGGCAGUGUAACACAAUAUCUAUCAUCCAUGGAGGAAACAGUAGCAGCACUAAGAGAAUCAGGUGAGAGUGUUAGUGAUCGCCUCAUAGUGGCAACUACACUGAAAGGACUUCCACCAAAGUACAAGAAUUUUGUAGAUGUUGCAAAUCAACGUGACCCUUCAUAUGAUUAUCCUGGAUUAAAGACAGCCUUAUUUAGUCAUGAAGAUCACCUUAAAGAAAAUUCUGAUACAGAAAGAGUGAUGGUAACCCAGGGCAACAGCACAGCUAACCAGAAGAGAUGCUUUAAGUGUGGUGAACCUGGUCACUUUGCAUCAAAAUGCAAUAAAGGUGGUGAAUUUAAAAGAGUAAACAAAUAUCAGAAUAAUAAGAAAUGGUGUGAAUUACAUCGGUCAAGAACUCACAAUACCAGUGAAUGUAGGACAAAGAACCCCAGGAAGAAUAAUAACUCAGUAAAUUCUGCAAAUGACACAAGUGAAGAUAAUCAUGAAUAUUAUUUCCAUAUAACACACUCAUCAAGGUUACGACCUGUUGAAGGGACCUCAGAGUUGUGUGACAUUGGAAAACAGAAUAUAUCAAGCUUAGAAGCAGAUGAAAAUUUACUGAUGAUUGACAGUGGCUGCACUUCACACAUAGAGGAAAAUGAACCAAAAUUUGUGAGAUUUCAAGAGUAUUUUGAUCCACAAAACCAUUACAUAGAACUGGUGUAACGAGCACAAGGGAUGUGAAUUUAGAAUGACCCAAAAUUCGUCUGGAAACCCCCCUGUAUACACCUCACUUAGUCUUUAUACACAUGUAUUAUUUAAGUAUACCUCAGUUUUUAGCUUUAACCAUGUGAGAAAAAGGUACUUAAUUAUUUUUCUAGAAAGAUGAUAUUUUAUUUUAAUAGUUUUACAUGAAAUUCUAUAUAUUUCAAUAUCAUAUUUUUUCUAAGAUAAGAAAAUUGUAAAAUAUGAUAGUUUACCCUACAAAGUAUAAGUUUUUUUUUGUUACCCCCCCACCAUACAUUCUCUUUAUUUAAAGGGUACCCUAUUAUAUUUCAAUAGUAUUAUUAUAUUAAGGUUGUAUAAUUGAUAUUUUUGUAAAGAAAACCAUAUAUAUUAUUUUUGUUAAUGGAAGGAUUCAUUUAAGUUCUGAAAAUUAUGCAUGUAUAGAUUAAGAAGAACUGUAUAAGGGUAAUAUAUGUGAUCUGAGUAGACUUUAAAAUUCAAAGUAUAUACAGUGCUAAAUCCUGAAAACAUAGCUAUAAUCAUAGAGAGAGAGAUCAGAUCAGAGAGGAGUGCAAUACAGCAGCCUGAAAGAGUAUUUGAUUAUUGUGAAAUAUCUGAGGAGGAUGACGCGGCGGCGGAGGAAGGGGGCAGACGGGGGAGUCGAGUUUUGGUGCCGCUGCUGUGAUGACCUCGCGUGUGCCCUUCUCCAGCCUGAUAUACUUUGUGUUGCCCUGUUAUAUGCUGUAUUGUGCAGUGUGAUGUGCUGGUUUGCCUCCUGUAUUGUGCCUAUAGAAAAGUGUACGGGUAAAUAACUGUGUAAAUAAAGGAAAGACAGUGAUUGUGAGUUUUUCUUUCGUGCCCUGCCUCGCCCGUGGCGUUUUCCCUCGUGGUGUUUUGGGACGGUGUGGUACUCGGUGCCUCUUGGAGCUGUUCAGUGUU